AUGGCAGCCAUUGAGGAGAGGCCAACGCUGACCAAUCUCCAUCAGCAGAUUGGGGAAAAUAUACUGAUUGCAGUUGGAGGUGAGAAAUUCAUUCAGAAAAAGAAUAUUGACGAGAUCUUUACCCGAGAAAACAUCACCCGAGCUGUUGAUGAACUGCACUGCGUAUCAUCUCAGGACUUUGAGCUUGUUGAACUAGCCGAGGAAGUCUUCGAAAACUAUCGAACAGUGUUUGCAAUCCUGAUUUGGAUACACCGCGAGGACGAUAUCACCGUUUUUCGCCGACGCAAAGCCGUUGAUGAUCGACUUCCUCUAAGCAAAGCUACGGUUGAGCAGAUGAUAUCAAGUCAUGCACAAACAUUCGUCGAAUCACAAUGCACCUUUCUACCUUACUACUUCGAAAGCGGCAGCCGACAUGGGCAGGAGAAGGUUUAUUGUCAUGAGCACAUCGCUUCAGAAAGGAUCUUACCAUUCACCAAAGAGACUCAAACUCGUGGACCUCGAGGUAACUUUGGUGAGAUAUCUAUGGUGACGAUCCCUAUAUCCUCUCAGGCCUUUCUAAUAUCUGAAACAGAAUCUGUUGUGGUAGUGAAAAAGAAGAUAAAACGUCGAAAAAAGCACUCCGACCGUACUUACGAGGAAGAGUUCACCCGAGAACUACGUAUCUUGAGCUUCCUUCGCCCACUUCAACACCGUAACGUCAUUCGCCUGCUAGCAUCAUACACGUACAAUAAUGAGCACAACUUCCUCAUGCCCUGCCUUGACAUGAGCCUUAAAGAGUUUCUUCAUUUGGACUAUCGUUUCGGAGACUUUAGGUGGGACUCAACAUUCUAUCUAGCCUUGUACGGUCUAGGAUCCGCACUGGAAAGUCUCCAUGAGUUUCGUCUCACAAAUGCAAAACAUGGGCUCGACAAGAUUGCCAUAGGCUAUCACCAUGACUUCCGGACUGAUAACAUCCUAGUCACUAAAGAAACAUUUGUCUUGACUGACUUUGGUCUUGGGAUGCUGAAACUGCCGGACGAAGAUCCCAGUACGCAAUGGUUCCCCACAACAAGCGAUUACAUGGCACCAGAAUGCGAGGACCAAGAAUACAAGCCCCAGUCAGUCUCCCAAAAGAUUGAUUCCUGGGCCUAUGGGUGUCUGGUUGCAGAUCUGAUAACAUACAUGCAACAAGGACCUUCAGGGGUGGACGCUUUCUUGCAGUUAAGGAGGGAGAGUUUUCCAAAUCAAAAAAACCAGGAGUCCACUUGUUUUUAUCGGUCACAGGAACAACUCAAGCCUUGCAUCUUCCAAUGGCUCGAUCAAUUCGCUUCCGCGGACAACUUGGGCCUUAUCGAAACCGCGCGGUCCGUUCUCAUUGUAAACCCAGAAGACCGUCCAUCGAUGUCGGAAGCUCGUUGUACGCUUGCAGUUCCAACACUUCGAGUCCUCGUGCAACAUGUUUUGGAGAAAUUUAAACAGCUACUAGACACCAGAAAGACUCUCCAGAGGCUCAGCAUGAACCUAUGGUGGGCACAUGCGCAAAUAGACUUAUUCAAUCACUCGGUCUCUGAUCAUUUCGAUGAUGAUACUCAUUUCGCGCGGCAUGCAGGCUCGUUUGAGAAGUGCUCGGAUACUCUCGUUAAGCUCCUCCGUGAACUGGAUUCCAUUCUCCAAACAAUCUCCGAUACUGGAAAGCUUGAUAUGUCGUUUGAUACGCCUCUUCAAAGCUUGGCCCAAUGUUUAGCAAAUCAACUUCCAACAAAGCUUAAAGAAAGGGCGGAGGCUAAGUGGUUUGUAUCACUUUCCGAAGGCCACCAGAACUCCUUGAUCAAAAACACAUACGUUCAGUCCCACGAACAAAGAGAUCAGACAAGAGAAUCUGUUCGUCAACAUAUGAGGGACCUUCUCACCAAGCCACCUGACCCAUCUGAACCAGAAACAGUAGAGCUUUAUCACGAUCACAAGGCUCUUAAGUAUGUGGAAUUAAUGCAUGGUCACUAUUACGGUCUUUUCAACGAUAACUGGGUUCUCGUCGAGUCAAUGUAUUGGAAGCCCGAAGACCCAGCAAUUACAGUAGAGGAAAGACAUCGUGUUAUGCAGCGCAGAGCCCAGGGGUUUAGCCAGGAACCUAAACCUGCACCUCUCUGUUUGCUCAAGUGCCUUGGCUUUGUUGACGAACGCAGACGAGAAGAUGGAGAAGAAGGGUAUUCAUUCUUAUACGAGCUACCUCCCGAGGUAAACAAUGCCAAAUUUCAUGGUAUGGUCAGUCUUGCCGCGAUCCUGAAUCGCACAGCUGCAGAUAAGCCAACCCCACGAGACAAGUUCCAGUUAGCAUACGCCUUGGCAACUUUCGUUCAAGAGUUUCAUUUACUUGGAUGUUUGCAUGAGACCUUUUGUGCGAGAAAUAUUGUCUUCCUGAGAGAUCCCUUGACUGAAGUUGGGGGUAAUGGUGCGUGGGGCCAAUAUUACGUGAUUGGCCUACAGAAGAGUCGACCGGAGGGGCAGAAUUGGAGCACCGAAGGCCCAGCCGAGAUCUCACUACAGGAAGAGCAAGAAAGACAUCCAGACUACCAAGCGAACGGACGAUUCCUUGCGGAGUAUGAGUACUAUAGUCUCGGCAUUAUCCUUCUUCAAAUUGGAUCUUGGAGUCCUGUGCUGAGUUUCAAGGUGACGGAGCUUAAGCAACUGAGAGAGAAUAAGAAACACGCCUACCUUGAAAGACUGAGUCGUCGCAUUGGUCAAAAGUUUACGGAUGUCAUACGAGUAUGCUUGGAUCGGUCGUUGGACAGGGACUCUAAUGCGUUAGGAUUGUCUUUGGAGGAGCAUAAUCAGGAAGUUUUACACAAGUUUCAGGAUAAAGUUGUGACCCCUUUAGCGGAACUGGCAAGUCUUGAUUUUUAA
Messenger RNA from Cucurbitaria berberidis CBS 394.84, 2880 nucleotides. RefSeq names its product kinase-like protein. Lineage: Eukaryota; Fungi; Ascomycota; Dothideomycetes; Pleosporales; Cucurbitariaceae. The record is from RefSeq and is a predicted model, not a curated record. Gene Ontology annotation, molecular function: protein kinase activity; ATP binding. Gene Ontology annotation, biological process: protein phosphorylation. The coding region runs from base 1 to 2880 and encodes 959 amino acids. The transcript has 2 exons.